AUGAAGAGAAUCCUUGUCUUUUGCGACGGAACCGGCCAAGAUGGCUUAAUCGUGCCAGACGGUCCCACCGAAUUCGAGAAAAUCCGAAAUGGGGGAAUCACUGGAGAAUUCAGUCAAGGCGCUCUCAAGACUCUGCACGUCGUGGCCAGCCAGCCAGAGCUGUAUCGCGACUCCGUGGAGCAGACUUUGACCGCCGUUUCGAAUAUCUUGCGGCUUUCCAGAGCAGUGAAGCAAGUUGCUGACGACGGCACAACGCGUCAGAUUGUCUACUAUCAAAGUGGCGUCGGCACGGAGGCUGACUUCAUGGGCGAUAUGGACUGGAAAACCUCCCCGCUCCAGCAGGCGUACGGCGUUAUCGUCGCUAGCAAGAUACGCAACACUUAUGCAUUCGUGGCACAGAAUUUUGAGGAGGGGGACGAGAUAUUCCUUUUUGGUUUCUCCAGAGGCGCGUACACAGCCCGCAAAGUCGCUGGCCUCAUUGAUAAGAUCGGUCUGCUGCAACCGGAGGAACUCGGAAUUUUCUUCAACAUUUGGAAAGAGCUCAUUGACAAGAAGUCAGUGACUCCUCCGUCGGGCACGCGUUUCCCAACCAUCAAAUGCCUUGGUGUAUUCGACACUGUGGGCUCGGUCAAGAAUACGAUCGAUGUACUCGAAAUCAAGGACAACAGUCUCCCUAACUGUGUGAACCUUGCGUUGCAUGCAGUUUCGCUGCACGAGAACCGUGAGAAGUUCCUUCCAACUCUCUUUAAUCCGGCGACACACGCUGACAAGCUCGUGGAGGUCUGGUUCCCUGGCGCCCACAGUGAUGUCGGGGGCUCAUACGACCGCCACGAGCUUGCAGACAUAUCGCUAUUCUGGAUGGCGGGGGAGAUUAAGAAGCGAUCACUGUUUGCUCUGGAUUACAAGUUUAUUGAACGAAGCAAGCAAAUGAACCCCGACGACUGGGGCACGUCGCAGCCACACAACGCAUGGUACGAAUCCUCGUACAUUGUGCGACAGGCAGUCGGCCAUAAAACCCGGCUGGAGAGCAGUCAGAUCAGUGACAAAAUCCAGUUCCACGAAAGCUGGAAACACUCCCCGCUGUUCCACGCGCUGCUGCACAGCAAGUACAUGAUUGCGCCAGACAAGCUGCCGUUUACAGUUACCAACUACGCGCCGAUGAAUCAAUUCGAGAUUGAUUGCAGGUCGCGGUGGAAGGAUAACAUCGGCGAUCCCCAGGCAGGCAUGAAGGACAACGUGGGCAUCCUCCUCCCGCGCACGGGUCUUGAAGCGCGCUUUGCGAUUCCUUAUAUAACGUUCACCAACAAAUCGACCCUGCCAGCUGCCCCACAAGGACUUUGGUAUGCCUGGCUUAGUGAUCCCAGCAAGACGGACUCGGACAACGCGCGUGUGCCAAUAUUCCUCUAUGAAGUUUACAUGUAUACCGUGCUGACCACUGACAACAACGAUGACGAGAUGGUGAUCAUCGCCUGGGAUGUCUCCAAGCACGAGAAGAAACGAGUAACAAAGUCGGGCGCGCGCUAUAUCUGGAAAAUCGACUAUGAUUCCGCUACAGAGAGCAUGAUCUUCAGCGGACAGAGCAAACGCACCGUCACGGCAACUUUAAAGGAGCUAAGCGUCGAGUAA
Molecule: messenger RNA, 1626 nt
Organism: Mycena indigotica
Lineage: Eukaryota; Fungi; Basidiomycota; Agaricomycetes; Agaricales; Mycenaceae
Exons: 15
Coding region: 1-1626 (541 amino acids)
Source: RefSeq, a predicted model, not a curated record